Messenger RNA from Quercus robur (English oak), 1957 nucleotides. Its product is annotated as BAG family molecular chaperone regulator 1. The transcript has 4 exons. Gene Ontology annotation, molecular function: adenyl-nucleotide exchange factor activity; protein-folding chaperone binding. The record is from RefSeq and is a predicted model, not a curated record. Gene Ontology annotation, biological process: protein stabilization. Bases 727 to 1764 code for a protein of 345 amino acids. Gene Ontology annotation, cellular component: cytoplasm. Lineage: Eukaryota; Viridiplantae; Streptophyta; Magnoliopsida; Fagales; Fagaceae.
AUUUUUCAGUUUUUUUUUUUUUUUUUGGUUUUUCUCUUUCUUUCUCUUCUUCCUCGAGUUUUCCAGAACUAGAGAGAGAGAGAAAGAAAAAUUAUCAUACAUUUAAAUUCUGCUUGUUUGGGGGAUUUUCAUUUCACAUUGAUUUUUCCUAGACAUUCUUGGAAAAAUUUUCACAGGUUUAAGAUUCUUGGGUAUUUUUUUGGUUUUCUUAAGGAAAAAAAAUAAAAAUUUCCCAAGAAAAUUAUAGAGCUAAUUGACUUGCAUUUUUCUUUGCUGAAGAGAUCUAUUCUUUUGAGCUUUGGCAGGUUCUAUAUUUUUGGGUCACAACCAGUUCUUUUGGCCAGACAACUGGUCUUUGCGUGGUGGUUUUUCUUGAAGAGUAAGAUUGUUGGGUUCCAUUUUUUACUUCUAUAAGACGCAAUUGAUUCUGCCCAGAAAAGUUUGAAGUUUCUGUCUUUGUGAGAGACUUUAGUAAAUUUGUUAUCUUUGUCUCUCUCUCCCUCUCUCUCUCCACGAGUGUUCGCUGUUGGGAUUGGACUCGUGUAAUGCUGGGGUCAGAGGUUCCUAAAACGGGGUCUAACAACCUUUGUCUCAAUUGGGUAUCUCUGAUUUUCGACACAGAUCGCAAAGAAUCAAAGUUCACGGAGAUCUAGAGCCUCUUUGAUUUUGAUUUUUGUUCAGUUCCGUACAUACAUAUAUAUAAAUUCUUUUGCAAACUAGUUGAAGAUGAUGAGAAUGAAGACUAAGACCACAGGACUUGGACCAAUGAAUGGUAGCUCCGCUGGUGGUGGUGGUGGUGGAGCUGAGCCAGGAGGCGCAGCUAAUGAGUGGGAGCUAAGGCCAGGAGGAAUGUUGGUUCAGAAACGAACCUCGGAGUCUGAUCGAAACUCGGUUCCGGCACCGACAAUUAGAGUUAGGGUUAAAUACGGGUCAAUCUACCAUGAAAUCAAUAUUAGUUCUCAAGCUACAUUUGGAGAGUUGAAGAAAAUGUUGUCCGGGCCAACAGGGUUACACCAUCAAGAUCAAAAGCUGCUAUACAAAGAUAAAGAGAGGGAUUCAAAUGCGUUCCUAGACAUGGCUGGGGUGAAGGACCGAUCGAAGAUUGUGGUCAUGGAGGACCCUAUUAGUCAAGAAAAACGAUACCUCGAGAUGAGACGAAAUGCGAAAAUGGAAAAGGCAUCAAAAUCUAUCUCAGAAAUCAGCUUGGAGGUCGAUAGACUUGCUGGACAGGUGUCGGCUAUGGAAACUAUAAUUAAUAAAGGUGGAAAAGUUGUGGAAACCGAUGUGCUUACUCUUACUGAGCUAUUGAUGAAUCAGUUGCUUAAAUUAGAUGGAAUUAUGGCUGAUGGAGAUGUGAAAUUGCAAAGAAAAAUGCAGGUGAAAAGAGUGCAAAAGUAUGUUGAAACUCUAGAUAUGUUGAAGGUUAAAAACUCCAUGGCCACCAGCAAUGGAAUUCAAAAACCAAUUCAGAAUCAUCAGAGGCAAUCUAAUGGGCACAGACUCGUGCCGAUCCACGAGCAUUCCAAUGGGCAAAGACUAACACCAAUUCUAGAGCAGCAGCCAAGGCAUUCAAUUGGGCAUUCGCCAGUGCAUCAGCAGCUACAACAGCAGCAAGCAAGGCAUUCGACAUCAGGGGUAGUUGUUACAACCAAAUGGGAGACAUUUGAUUCUACCCCUGCAUUAAUUCCAGUCUCUUCAUCCACGACUGCCUCAGCCCCCAAUAACUCAGUCCAACCUAAGUUCAAUUGGGAAUUCUUCGAGUAAGUCAUACACCACGUAUUUGUUUAUGUUUGUGUGGAUGUGAUUUGGGCUUGUCUUUUACUUGGUUUGUUAUCCUUUCUUCAUUCUUUUCUGUAUCUAGAUUUUGUUGAGCACCCCCUUUAGUCUGUUAUUUGGUUCACCAGAAAAUAAAUGGGGUCAGUACCAUAGUGAUUAUAACAGAUUUGUUGUUCUCUUA